Molecule: messenger RNA, 2464 nt
Organism: Carlito syrichta (Philippine tarsier)
Lineage: Eukaryota; Metazoa; Chordata; Mammalia; Primates; Tarsiidae
Gene: AFG2B
Product: spermatogenesis associated 5 like 1
Exons: 8
Coding region: 25-2280 (751 amino acids)
Molecular function (GO): ATP binding; ATP hydrolysis activity
Source: RefSeq, a predicted model, not a curated record
UUCAGUCUGGUUCUCCCAUGUGAGAUGGCUCCGGAGUUUGGUCCUUUACCCGAAGGGCCGCUCUUAAAGCUGCUGCCCUCAGACUCUAAAGACCGGGGCACCCAGCGCUGCCGCCUGGGCCCGGCCGCCCUCCGCGCCUUGGGCGCGCACUUGGGCUCGGCGGUGAAGAUCUCGCUGCCCGACGGCGGCUCCUGCCUCUGCACUGCGUGGCCUCGGCGGGACGGAGCGGACGGCUUUGUGCAGCUGGACCCGCAGUGCGUGACCCCGGAGGCGACGGUGGGGUUCCGGGGGAGUCUCAGCCUCAGCCGCCUCCUCGUGGUGCCCUGUCCGCCUCUGCGGCGCCUUACCGUAUGGCCGGUGUUGCGAGAGCCGGCAGGCGCGCCCGGUGCUCCGAAUCCCGCAGCGGUGCUGGAGGCGGCGCAGGAGCUGCUGAGGAACCGACCGGUCUCCCUGGGCCACGUGGUGACCGCUCCGCCGGGCGCCCCCGGCCCGGUGGCUGCCUUGCGCAUCGUCGGCGGGACGCCCAGCCCCGAGGUUGCGGGGCUGGUCACCCCUCGCACCCGCAUCGGUUUCAGCGUGGAGCCUCCGUCGGAAGCAGAGUCGCAGUCCGAGGUGCUCCUGGGGGGUCUUUCCGAGGCGGCCGACUCGCUGCGGGAGCUUCUCCGCCUGCCGCUCCGCUACCCUCGCGCCCUGGCUGCGCUGGGGUUGGCGGUGCCCCGCGGGGUGCUCCUGGUGGGCCCCCCGGGAGUAGGCAAGACUCAGCUGGUGCGGACGGUGGCCAGGGAGGCGGGCGCGGAGCUGCUGGCAGUUGGCGGCCCCGCGCUGCAGGGCACUCGCCCGGGGGAGACCGAGGAGAACGUGCGGCGGGUCUUCCAGCGCGCCCAGGAGCUGGCUAGCCGCGGGCCCAGCCUCCUCUUUCUGGACGAGUUGGAUGCCUUGUGUCCUCGGCGGGGCUCUGCACACCGAGCACCCGAGAGCCGCACGGUGGCUCAGAUGUUGACACUGCUGGACGGCAUCAAUGGGGACCGCGAGGUGGUGGUUGUCGGAGCCACCAACCGGCCAGACGCGUUAGACCCAGCACUGCGCAGACCCGGGAGAUUUGAUCGAGAGAUUGUCAUUGGAACUCCCACAGUUGAACAAAGAAAGGCGAUUCUGCAAGUGGUUACCUCAAAGAUGCCCAUCUCCAGUCGUGUUGAUUUGGGCCUUCUUGCAGAAAUGACAAUUGGCUAUGUUGGCGCAGACCUGACAGCACUCUGUAGGGAGGCUGCCAUGCAUGCUCUUCUUCAUAGUGAGAAGAUCCAGGAAAAGCCUAUUAUUGAUGAAACAGACUUUCUUGAAGCUUUUAAAAAGAUUCAACCCUCAUCGUUUCGAAGUGUCAUCGGACUGAUGGACAUCAAGCCUAUUGACUGGGAGGAGAUUGGUGGUCUUGAAGAUGUAAAACUGAAGUUAAAACAGAGCAUCGAGUGGCCUCUGAAAUUCCCUUGGGAAUUUGUUAGAAUGGGCCUGACACAGCCAAAAGGCGUUCUCCUCUAUGGGCCUCCUGGAUGUGCUAAAACCACCUUGGUGAGGGCCCUGGCAACAAGCUGUCGUUGCUCUUUUGUUUCAGUGAGUGGAGCUGAUCUCUUUUCACCUUUUGUUGGAGAUUCAGAAAAAGCCUUAUCUCAGGUAUUUCGACAAGCAAGAGCAAAUACUCCAGCAAUUGUGUUUUUGGAUGAAAUUGAUUCAAUCUUGGGAGCUCGUUCAAUCAGCAAAACAGGAUGUGAUGUACAAGAACGAGUUAUUUCUGUUCUCCUGAAUGAAUUAGAUGGUGUUGGACUUAAAACAAUAGAGAGAAGAGGAAGUAAAUCAACUCAACAGGACUUUCGAGAAGUUUUUAACCGAAGUGUCAUGAUUGUUGCUGCAACAAAUAGACCUGAUACGUUAGAUGAUGCCUUGUUACGACCUGGAAGAUUAGAUAAGGUUAUCUAUAUUCCACCUCCAGAUAUAAAGGGCAGGCUUUCUAUUUUAAAAGUCUGUACAAAAACCAUGCCAGUAGGGCCUGAUGUCUCCUUAGAGAAGCUAGCAGCAGAAACCUGUUUUUUUUCUGGAGCUGAUCUUAGAAACCUCUGUAAAGAAGCUGCUUUGCUGGCUCUGCAAGAAAACGGACUAGAAGCAACCACAGUGGAAGAAGAGCACUUCCUAAAAUCACUUGAGACUAUAAAACCAUCCUUAAGUCAGAAGGACUUGACUUUAUAUGAAAAUUUGUUUAAGAAAGGAUUUUCUAACUUAGAAGAUAUUUAAAAAUUACUUUACUCUCUUGUUCAGUUGUUCACAUUAUUUGAAAUGUGAACUUGCCUGCAGUUUGCAACUUCACAGUUUUAGAAGUUGUGUAUAUUUCCUGUAAAUAAAAAAACUUGUGCCUGAUAAUAUAAGGCUCAUCUUAUUUCUAAAGAGAUAUAUUAAAUAAAAUACUGUAAUUCAGGAA